AUGCGAGACUAUAGAGAAGUACCUCUUCAAUUUCUCUACGAAAACCUGAUUCCCGAUCGAAAAUUAGACGACACAGUCUUAUUCCUUCAAAGACAAGAGAGGGAAGCGUUUCUAGAUCUUGCCAAGGGAAUACUCGCCUGGCAUCCAGAUGCGAGAAAAACGGCAGGCGAGUUGGCAGAACAUCCUUUUCUUCAACCUAAGCAAACAAGCGCCUGA
This is a messenger RNA of Penicillium angulare, 216 nucleotides long. RefSeq lists its product as uncharacterized. Lineage: Eukaryota; Fungi; Ascomycota; Eurotiomycetes; Eurotiales; Aspergillaceae. The transcript is spliced from 2 exons. The record is from RefSeq and is a predicted model, not a curated record. The coding region runs from base 1 to 216 and encodes 71 amino acids.